UCUGUUAAUCAGGCUGAACUAGGAUGGCGAGACAAGAGGCGAUGAUGUCUGUUGUGUAUAGUUUUACAGUGCUAGCAUUGCUAACAGGUUUCAUAGCAGAUGGGUCGGUUGCACCAAAGCCUGAGAAACUCUUUCUGCGAAAGGACCAAGAGGUCAAGCAGCAGCAGCAGCAGCAGCAGCAGCAGCAGCAGCAGCAGCAGCAGCUCAACACAUCAGCCCUAAACACAGCCUUGGCCUUUGACCUUUACCGUGACCUGGCCACCAGAACCACUGCUGAACCUGAUGUCCAACAGCAGCAACAACACAACAUCUUAUUCUCGCCCUUGGGCCUGGCGUCAGCUCUGGGCCUGCUGUCCCAAGUCUCUGGGUCUGAAAGUCGGAGCCAGGCCCUGAAGACUCUGGGGCUGUCAGCCAACUCCACAGAGCAGAGCGCUGAAGCCACCAUAUCUGCUCUCACAGAUCUGCAGCGUAGCCUCACUCUACAAGAGGGAAGGAGUGGAGGUGGGAUUGGGGCCACGGCAGGGGUGGAACUUGAAAGAGUGAAUGCUGGAAACAGAACUGAGGGAGAUGAUGGGGCAGUGGGUGGGACUGGAAGUGAAGAUGGAGUCCGUGCUGGGGGUCAGUUAAGAGUGUGGAGCAGCCUACAUGUUGAUGGAAAACCUUCAAUAGACUAUGAUAGUUUUUUGUCCAGGCACCCAGGAGCCUCCGCCUUCAACGUCAGCUUUGAGACGCUGAAGAAAGACUUGCAGGCCUCUGACAAACUCAUACUCAACAAUUAUGUGUAUUUCAAAGGUCGUCAGCCAUUCAAUCAGCGCCACACAGUCCCACGAAGCUUCCAGCUGAAUGCCACAACCAGCGUGGAAGUCGCCAUGAUGUUCAGGGACGACUCGUCCGAGGUGAUGAUGCUGUACGACACCAACUGCUCAGCCACAGUGGUGCGGCUGGCCCAUUCAAAACGUCUGGCUUCACUGCUCCUUCUUCCUAAAGCCGAGCUGCAACCCCUCGAGGACUGCCUGUCUGACAGCCGCAUGAGCUUUUGGCUCAGAAACCUGAAGCCCGGGAGGGCAGAAAUACGUUUCCCUAAGUUCCAACUGAGGAAAUCCUACAGUUUAGAAAAGCUCCUGAGGAACUCUGGGGUAUCAUCCGUCUUCUCAGACUCAGCCGACUUCUCUGGACUGUCGUCAAAGAAGAAGCUGCAACUCAUCAAGGCUCCUCAUGUGGUUACGCUGGAGGUGGAAGAGUCCAAGUCGGUAGAUGGGGCGAGACCUGACAUCAUGCUGGACUUCUCCGUCCCCCAGAGAAUUACCUUCGACAGACCGUUCAUGCUCAUAAUGUAUGAGGAACUCACGGGGCUCGUCCUGAUCAUGGGGAGAGUUAUUGAUCCUACAGAUGUCUAGACUUGAGCAAACAUCUCUCACAAUCUCCUUUUUGUCCUCUUUUUGCUUUUGUUAUUGAUAUUAAACCGCAUUCAUUUACAUCAUGCAACAGCUUUGGUUGUUAUUUGCAGAAUGUUUUAUUUUAUGUCCAAUUUUCCAAACAUUACUGGAUGAUUUAUAGUUUAUUUCUCUAUUUUCACAAAAUGAUGACAAGACAUUUAAAUGGCAGUAAUGUAUCCUUGUGGCUGAAUCUCUGCUCUUUCUUGCAACAACAUAAAACACUUUUCUUCCAUUAC
Molecule: messenger RNA, 1672 nt
Organism: Seriola dumerili (greater amberjack)
Lineage: Eukaryota; Metazoa; Chordata; Actinopteri; Carangiformes; Carangidae
Product: alpha-1-antitrypsin-like protein CM55-MS
Exons: 4
Coding region: 24-1397 (457 amino acids)
Biological process (GO): negative regulation of endopeptidase activity
Molecular function (GO): serine-type endopeptidase inhibitor activity
Source: RefSeq, a predicted model, not a curated record